CACUUGCUACGGAAGUAAAACAUUGUAGCACUCACGCUGACCGAAUGCUGGCUUUGAAUGAGUGAUUUUAAAGUCGUACUAUAUUUGUGUCACAUAUAUACUGUUUGAGUCUCUAUAAAAUUAAGAAAUAUACCCCAGAAUCCAGCGACUAUGGGUAAUUCGGUGUUGUCAGGUGUUUUACGUGAUUCUUUCUCCGUGCACGUGAACACCACAUUUGCAAACUGCUAACUACUGUAGUGACAACCUUACACUGAUAUAAAGGAGAGUUACAUGAAGCGUCAGAAUCGGCCUUCUCAGAGAUGAACCCGAGUCGACACAGGUCCACAAGGGAGCACAUAACAUAUACAACCUCGAGUGACCUGAGCUGGCGGAGGUUACCUGUUGCCUUUGACGUUGAGCUGCACAGUGCCCACCGUGUACCGGUGCAAUGAACCCCGCGGUGCUUUCUUUAUUUUAGCCGAUUUCCGCGGGGAUGUUUCGGGUCCGCGGUGUGACGUCCUCCCUUCGGAGGCUCCUCCACGGGGGAGCCUUGAACCGAGACCCGGUCCUGGAGCAGCUGCGGAUCUGCUCGGCCGAAGACCAGGUGUUCGAUGUGGUGGGCAAGAACCGAGCCAAGCUCACGGUAAACCAUGUGAGCAAGGCCGUCGGGAUGCUGUGGCAGUUUCAGAAGAACAAGCCAGAAAUGCUGCGGACUGUAGAGCUCAUCAGGAGCCACCCGCAGUUCUUGACCCUGCGGGUUUUGGCGGAGAACAAAAUUGCUCUCAUGGAUGACUGCAUGCUGGUCGACACGCUUUACAGUUUCCUCAGGUUGAAUGUGGAUCAACAUGACUCCCUCGUUCAGCAGUUGGUCUCAGAAGCAUGGCUCAGGAUAGACAGGUUGCCACUGCCGUCGCUAUCCAAGUUCUCCAUCUGUUUAAGUGAUCAGCACCUUCAACACAGUCCUCUAAUGGGCCACGUCACCAGAAUUGUGGCUCAGAGGUUGUCUUCCAUCGAUGAUGCCAGGAUCCUCACUCCACUGAUGAUUAGCGUGUCGUACCUGGCGUCCCCGCGGCUUCGGGACGCCCUCAUCGGCAGGGCAGAACAUCUCCUGGAAACCAUGGAUCCCUUGCAUUACAACAACCCGCGCAGAGUGGUGCAAUUCCUGCGCAACAUCAAGCACAGUCACCGGCCUCUGCUGGAGAAGUGCAACGAGCUCAUCUUGCGCAACUUUUCCAGACUGGACGUGGAAAAUGUCGGCGUGAUGAUGGGGUUGUAUCAGUCCCUGCAGUUCAACAACUGCGACUUCAGGCUGGCUGUCAAACAACGACUGACAGAGCUGAUCGAUUCAAGCACCGACCCCUUCUCCUUCACCAAGCUUUUUGUCAACCUGGCGCCGAUGGCAAGUCAGGACAUCAGAGAUGGGCUGGAAAACACUGCCCUGCUGCUGGCGGACGAGCUCAGUGCACAUCAGGCUCUGGUCAUAGCUGAAGCUCUAGAAGAGACUCAGAGCAGGAAUCUGAGCUUGAUGAACAAAAUUGCAUCAGUGAUCCAAAGAAAUCUUCACCUCUACAAGCCAGUGGAGGUGGCCAGAAUCACGCAAGCCCUUUUUCUGAUGCAAUACCAGAACCCCGAACUCUUCACUAAACUCCGAAACAUUUUGAACAACUUUCUGCAGCGCAGCGUCUACCCCUACGAGGUGAUCCUUUUGACCCGCGUGAUGUCCAUGCUGCCCAACACGCGCAUCGACGAGGGCGUGAUCUCGCGGGUGGACGCGGUGGUGGCCCAGUGCAAUCUCAACGACCUCAACACCGUUGCUUGCGCCAUUGCCAAGUGGGUGCGCAACGAUCCUUCCUACCGCCACAACACCCCCAGCAGGUACGUCCGCCUGCUGCAGACGCUGAACCGCUGCGGGCUCGAGAGGCUGCGAACGGCCGACCGGCUGGACCCGGUGCUGGAGGAGCUCAAGUACAUUUCGGGGGAGUGGUUUGAGGAAAUGCUGUUGGAGGAGACGAUGGCCACACUGGGGAGGAUGACGGGCCAGAUCAACUGCACCAAUGUGCCCGAGUUGGCUGUCUUCUUAACCCGAAUAAAUCACCUGUGCCCUCCUCUGAUGGACCGUAUAGCCAGCGUGGCCAUUAAAGACAUGGACAAGAUGCACCACUCAAUGAUAUAUGCCACCCUGCUACCGUUCUCCGUCCUGAAUUACGAUCCAGUACAAGCAGACGAGUUGUACGACGUUUGUAUUCAGCGCUUCCUUCCUCAUAUCAGCUCCUUUGACCCACAUCGGCUGGUUCUCCUGGCGUACGCUCUGUCCGUGGCCGACUGUUUCCCCGAGGAAAUGGCCAAGGAGAUCUUCAGCAUCGACUUUCUGCGAAAGCUGGACGGCCAAUUAGAAACGCUACCUGAUACCCUCAACAUGCGCACCAGGCUGUGCCUCAUGGAGCUCAAUCGCGCCGUCUGUCUCGAGUGUCCCGAGUUCCAGGUGCCGUGGUUUCACGAGCGCUACUGCCAGCGGUUGCAAAAGAAAGGGAAUGGCACGGUCGGUCCGGUGCAACAGCAAAUCCACAAAAUGCUCGGUGAAGUUCUCGGCGGCAUUAACUGUGUCCGAGUAGCGGUCGUCACUCCGUAUUUUUACACCAUAGACUUUGAAUGCAUCCUGGACAAACACCUGCAGCCGCUGGCCUACAGCGAGCCCAGCACGCUGCAGAUCUCUGACAGGGGACAGGUCCACUGGGGGAAAAGCUCAGUGGAGACCAUCAGCGAUGUGCUGCCCCCCGGAGCCCAGCGAGUUGCUGUGGACUUUCUUGAUUCAAAGUCCUUCUGCAAGAACACUCCGCAUAUGAAAGGCGAAGCCCUGAUGAGAAAAAGACACCUUGAAAUUCUGGGAUACCGCGUGGUUCAGAUCCCUCACUUUGAAUGGAACUCCAUGGAGCUUUCAACACCAGAUGCCUGGAAGGAAUAUCUAAAGAAGAAUAUAUUUAGGGAGCUCUCUUCUUGAAGGCCUUAUUUUUUAAACAAUAGAUU
Messenger RNA from Pungitius pungitius (ninespine stickleback), 3003 nucleotides. It is a transcript of the gene fastkd1, whose product is annotated as FAST kinase domains 1. The record is from RefSeq and is a predicted model, not a curated record. Gene Ontology annotation, cellular component: mitochondrial matrix; ribonucleoprotein granule. Gene Ontology annotation, molecular function: RNA binding. Bases 473 to 2977 code for a protein of 834 amino acids. Lineage: Eukaryota; Metazoa; Chordata; Actinopteri; Perciformes; Gasterosteidae. Gene Ontology annotation, biological process: regulation of mitochondrial mRNA stability; mitochondrial RNA processing. The transcript is spliced from 15 exons.